This is a messenger RNA of Diceros bicornis minor, 966 nucleotides long. RefSeq names its product taste 2 receptor member 3 (gene TAS2R3). Bases 16 to 966 code for a protein of 316 amino acids. Gene Ontology annotation, molecular function: G protein-coupled receptor activity; bitter taste receptor activity. Gene Ontology annotation, biological process: detection of chemical stimulus involved in sensory perception of bitter taste; sensory perception of taste; G protein-coupled receptor signaling pathway. NCBI's taxonomy places the organism in Eukaryota, Metazoa, Chordata, Mammalia, Perissodactyla, Rhinocerotidae. Gene Ontology annotation, cellular component: membrane. The transcript has a single exon. The record is from RefSeq and is a predicted model, not a curated record.
UGCCUAAUAGCUGAUAUGUUGGGACUCGCCGAGUGGGUGUUUCUGGUUCUCUCUACCACUCAGUUUAUUCUAGGAAUGCUGGGGAAUGGUUUCAUAGCGUUGGUCAAUGGAAGCAGCUGGUUCAAGAACAAGAGAAUCUCUUUGUCUGACUUCAUCAUCACUAACCUGGCUCUCUCCAGGAUCGUUGUGCUGUGGGUUCUCUUGGUUGAUGGUGUUUUAAUGGUGUUCUCUUCCAAAGUACGUGAUGAAGGGAUAGUAAUGCAAAUUAUUGAUAUUUUCUGGACAUUUACAAAUCAUCUGAGUAUUUGGCUUGCCACCUGUCUCAGUGUCCUCUACUGCCUGAAAAUUGCCAGUUUCUCCCACCCUACAUUCCUCUGGCUCAAGUGGAGAGUUUCCAGGGUGGUUGUAUGGAUGUUGUUGGGUGCACUGCUCUUAUCAUGUGGCAGUGCCAUAUCUCUGAUCCGUGAAUUUAAGAUCUAUUCUGUUUUCUGUGGAAUUAUUGGCACAGGGAAUGUGACUGAGCACAUUAGAAAGAAAAGAAGUGAAUAUGGACUGAUCCAUGUUCUUGGGACUCUGUGGAACCUCCCUCCCCUAAUUGUGUCUCUGGCCUCCUACGUUCUGCUCAUCCUGUCCCUGGGGAGGCACAUGCGGCAGAUGCGGCAAAAUGGUACCAGCUCCAGAGAUCCAAGCACUGAGGCCCACAAGAGGGCCAUUAAAAUCAUUCUCUCCUUCCUCUUUUUCUUUCUAUUUUACUUUCUUGCCUUUGUAAUUACAACAUCCGGUCAUAUCCUACCAGGAACUAAGAUGGUUAAGAUGACUGGAGAAAUAAUUACAAUGUUUUAUCCUGCUGGCCACUCCUUUAUUCUCGUUCUGGGAAACAAUAAGCUGAAGCAGAUGUUUGUGGAGAUGCUCUGGUGUAAGCCUGGUCAUCUGAAGUCUGGAUCCAAGGGAUCUUUUUCCCCAUAG